Messenger RNA from Tetrahymena thermophila SB210, 2049 nucleotides. Its product is annotated as CCAAT-binding transcription factor (CBF-B/NF-YA) subunit B. The transcript is spliced from 4 exons. Gene Ontology annotation, biological process: regulation of DNA-templated transcription. Lineage: Eukaryota; Ciliophora; Oligohymenophorea; Hymenostomatida; Tetrahymenidae. The record is from RefSeq and is a predicted model, not a curated record. Gene Ontology annotation, molecular function: DNA-binding transcription factor activity.
CAUAUAUAUCAAUUUUUUGCGGAAUCGCUAAAUUUUUCAAAUUAUAGUGGUUAUUAAGAGAGGUACAAAAGAAAUCUGAUUUCUUUAAGUGAACAAAAAUAUUAAAAGCAGUAAAAUAUUAAUAAAGAAUUGUUAUUUAAAAUCUUUUGCACAUUAGUUGAAAUAAUUAAUUCUACUUGUUUAUCAGAAUAUUGCUAGCUUAAAUUGAUUAAAAAAGUUAUCUAUCUCUUAAAUUAAAAGACAUCAUUUAGAUUUAGCAAAGGACAUCCAAUUAAUUUAUUUAUAGCUUUUUAGAUAUAUUAAAAAUUUACUAUUAGAGAAAUGAGCUUAGAGGCUUAGUAAAUAAUUAGAAUGCCUAAAGAAUUUUCUAAUAUAAAUUAAGAUUCAAUUAGACAGAAAGGCUAUGAUAUUGUGAAAAACGAAAAUUCUAACCAAUCUUCUAAACAGUCUAUUAGGAAGAAGAAACUAUCUGAGUCGAUUCAAUCAAUGAAUUAGAAAAAUAAAAUUAGAGAGUUAGAUUUUUUAAAUCCAAAUGCUAUGAAAUAAAAUGAGAACUUACAAUUAAGCUAACUAAAUUAAUAAACAGCAUUUUAGCAAAAUCUAAAAUUCGAGUUUUUGAAUACAGCUGAUCGUAUCAAAGAAGAAAGCUCUCUUCAGGGUUUUGCAGAUUUACAGAACUAAAUAAGUACCACAUUUGCCAUUUAGAAACAUCAUAAAGUUAAACAAAGCAACUAACUUGUAAACUAAAACAACAAUGUUUACGAAAAAGAAGUACUGCCAUCUCAAAAUUACUCAGAGUACUAAAAUGAGAGAAUUUUGAAUAAAUCUAAUACCUUUUAACCAAAUUCUUAGAGUAUUUAAAACUAUUCUAACUCUUAAAACGAAUAGUAGAAGAUAUAAUAGUUUAAUAAAGAUAAAAAAUAGAAUAUAAUUUCAAAAUAUUAAGGGGAUAGUUUGCAUAAAUAUUCCUAAAUAAGUAAUGAGUAAUAAUAACAAUAAUAAUAAUAAUAAUAUUUAUUUGAAAACGAUUAUAUUCCUUCAAAUAUGUAAAAAAAAUUAAAUUAGCAAUACUUUGAUGAAAAUAAUCUUUUGAAUAAUAACAAUAAUAAUAAUGUUAUCAGUAUAGAAGCUUAAUAAUCAGAUACUAAAUUUUCUUUUAAUCCAAACAAAAUAAAUAAUACCAACUCCAUCAAUCCAUAUAUAAACAAUACUAUUUUUAAUCAUAGUAGUUCUCAUGUUGUUAAUGAUAAUAAAGGAUAAAUUGAAAAAGAAAUAUGUCCGUUUAAUCAACUAUAACAAGAAAUAGUAAGCCAAACAUUUGCUCUUCCUCCAGUUAUUUUCACUGAUGAAGAACCUAGAUAUGUAAAUGCUGCAUAAUUCAAGAGAAUGAUGAUUAUGAGAAUAAAAAGAGCUGCAAGAGACUUAAAGCAAAAUAAAAUUGUACCUCAAAGAGAAAUAAGAUCAAAAGAAACUACAGAGUUUUAGUAGUAAUAGUAAAACCCAUAAAAGUCAAAAAAGUAUAAAUAUGAAAGCAGGCAUAAACAUGCGACAAAUAGAAUAAGAGACUCAAAAGGUAGAUUCAUUCCAAAGGACUAGCUGCAAGAAUAUUUAGAAUAAUUAGAAAAAGAAAAGAAAUAAAAAGAAUCUUUAGGUGAAUAAAAUUAUUAAAAUAAUUUGGAUAUUAAUCCAAGUGCUUAAUAAUAGUAAAGUAAUUAAAUUAUCUAAAGCAACUAAAAGUAUAACGAUAAAUGUAAUUCUACAGUAUAAAGAGAAGAAAUAUUACAAGAAUAAGAGGAGGAAAAAAAUUAAUAAUAAAUUUCAGAAGAAGCUAAAUAAUAAAAUUAUUAAAAUAAUAUUUUUUAAAUCAGUCAAUAUAAUCAGAAAUAAUCUCAAAAUUCAAAUAAAAAUAUAUUCGCUUAAUAAUAAUUAACCUAUUAAAACUCUCUCACAUGCAAUAAAAACGAAAAUAUAAAAACUAUUUCUCAAAUGAUAACUGAAAUAAGUGAAAUUAAUUAAUAAUCAAAUUAAUAAAAUUUAAAGCUAUAAUGA